UGCUUAUAUCUCCAUUAAAAGUUCUCCACGAGUUUGUGCAAGUUUCAUGACCCACUAUGGCAGUAAACUUGAGCAAAAACGGGCCCGCGCUUACAGACGCUUAUAAUGAAGUGGUGAACGGGAGAACGAGCACAGACUGGGUGUUGUUCACCUAUGAAGGAAACAGUAACGACAUUCGAGUGGCAGGGAAGGGAGAUGGUGGGCUUGAAGAAAUGGUGGAGGAACUGAACAGCGGCAAAGUCAUGUACGCCUUCUGUAAAGUGUUGGACCCCAGCUCUGGAGUUCCCAAGUUUGUGCUCAUCAACUGGACUGGCGAGGGAGUCAAGGACGUUAGAAAGGGUGUUUGCGCCAAUCACGUUCAUUCAAUGGCCAGUUUUCUGAGGGGGGCCCAUGUGACCAUCAACGCCCGAUCAGAUGAUGAUGUUGAACCUGCAGCCAUCAUGGAGAAGGUAACCAAGGGCUCGGGCGUCAACUACAACAUCCAGAAAGAAUCAAAGCAGAACAAUAAUUGUGAACCUCCUGGACGUGUGGGCUCUGUUUAUAAAAAGGUCAGUGCUUUAGAUGAAAUACAGAGUACAGACAGAGACAACUUCUGGGCUAAGGCUGAGCAAGAUGAAAAGACUCGCCGGCAGGAGGAGCGCAGGAAGGCAAAUGAGGAGAGGCAGCGUCUGGAGAAAGAACGGAGGGAGCGGGAUGCUCGAGAGGCAGACGAACGAGAACAAAGUCGGAAGGAGAAAGGGAAAGAGAUCGACCAACAGAGGCAAUUUGAAAAGAAACAAGAGGCAGAGAAUAAAGAACAGGAGCAGAGAAAAUUGUCACCCUUGAUUGCCUCAUUUGAUGUUAAGGAUAAAGAGCAGAAGGAACACCAGUCUCCUAUCAAAGGAGGAAUACUGCGAUCGGAGUCUGUGCAGAAGGCCAAUGAGGCAGCAUCAAUUAUCUCUCAGCGUUCCAUCAAUCCCAGAGAGCUGUUCAUGCAGAAGGAGAGAAGUUUGGCCAACAGUGCAACGGCUUCUUCAGCCACCCGACCAAGUCAGUUGAGAAGCCCAUUUUUAUCCCAGCAAGCAGUCAGUGCAGAAAACCCUCCCAAUGAAAGCAGGUCUCAGCCCUUAUCUCCAGUUCGCCCUGCGGCAGCCGUCUCGGUUUCACAUGUACCAGCUCCAGUCUCUCCUGCGCACAAAACUACUGCUUUCCCAGUAGAAAAGGAAGACCCCUUCUCUGAUGAUCCAUUUGUAUCUGAACAAGCCGAGGGUUCUGAAGAUGAAUGGGAUGAUUCAGGUGGGGAGGGAUCGAGCCCUGAUGCUGGGAAGCAGCAAAGUUAUGAUCUAAACGACAUCUACACAGACGUCCCCUCACAAGAAAGUCUCUAUGAGAACGUUAACCAGGAUUUCCAAACCCAUGCUGGUGAAGAAGAGGAGACAGGCGAAAACCAGAACAUCUGCGCAAGAGCACUAUAUGACUACCAAGCUUUGGAUGAUACAGAGAUCACCUUUGACCCGGAUGAUAUUAUCACAGGGAUCGAGAUGAUAGAUGAGGGCUGGUGGAGAGGUUAUGGUCCUGACGGUCACUACGGACUUUUUCCUUCUAAUUAUGUUGAGCUUAUUUAAGUCUUCAGUAAGCAGUCAGAUGCAAUAUCAUUUGACAAAAUGAUUGUGGUUCGUUAAUGUGCUUUGAUGAUGUUACCGGGUGUUUGCAAAAUCUGCUUUCUUUAUCCACAGGGACAUGCAGAGAGUUCCUCAGGGGCAGGGGCUCAAAUGUAUAAUGGGGCAAUGUAAAAAAAAAAAAAAAAAUAUAUA
Carassius carassius (crucian carp) is the source of this 1793-nucleotide messenger RNA. Its product is annotated as drebrin-like protein B. Bases 57 to 1604 code for a protein of 515 amino acids. Lineage: Eukaryota; Metazoa; Chordata; Actinopteri; Cypriniformes; Cyprinidae. Gene Ontology annotation, molecular function: actin filament binding. Gene Ontology annotation, cellular component: plasma membrane; site of polarized growth; cortical actin cytoskeleton. The transcript is spliced from 15 exons. The record is from RefSeq and is a predicted model, not a curated record. Gene Ontology annotation, biological process: positive regulation of dendritic spine morphogenesis; regulation of actin filament polymerization; positive regulation of axon extension.